Molecule: messenger RNA, 2821 nt
Organism: Caenorhabditis sp. 36 PRJEB53466
Lineage: Eukaryota; Metazoa; Nematoda; Chromadorea; Rhabditida; Rhabditidae
Source: the annotation of a GenBank genome assembly
AUGAACAGUAACGUGUUGCGGACAGGACAUAACUGUUGCGGACAGGACGUAACUGUGGCCUUUGAAUCUGAAAAGUAAUUGAAUAUGAGGAGAACAUAAACAAAAAAUCAGCGCCCCGUAGACAUACAAUAACAAAGCACGUUGGAGUGACGAGCACCGUUUUGAUCUGCUGGUUCGCGAGCGCGGGAGAUGGGGGGGGGUUAUAAAAAGGGUGCUGGGCAGAUAUCGUCAUUCUUCCAGGCCAACCGACCUAGUGGACGGUCGGAUCGUCCCAUUCUGCUGGUUUUUUGGGCAGACGGACUUUCCAGACCCGUCGCUGAUAGAUAUCGAUUGGAGACAUUUCUUUUUCGCCGUUCCACUCCCUUUUGCUUUUCGUUCUAUUCGCCGAUUUGCUUCUUCUAUUGCAAAGCAUUUCCAGCGGUAAGAUCAGGCCCGACACUUUUUGGCUUAGCUCGCAGAAGUUAUUUUUCGCUGCCGCACUUUUUAGUUCAUAUUUGGCAGUCUUUCAGCAGAGUGCACUCUAAUUUUCUCUCUCGAUCGUCUCGAUUCUUUUCAGACCCUCGUAUCUGGCUCCAACACGCUCGUCGGCUGCCGCUGAAGAACAACUGGCCAACGAUGGAGAAGGCCGUCUUUAUGGAAAUCGCUGCUCUGCACGAACCGAACGGAUUGUUCCCCAACCCGGAACGAUUGGCACAGUCCCGUCAGGCGUUUGCCAACAUCCACAACAACUGGCCAGGAAGAUGUGACGAAUCACCUUUGCAAGUGAGUUUCAGGCUCAAGCGUUACAGUUCAGUGCUAAGUUAAUGCUGAACCUCCCAAAACAGAUGGCUGUGUUGGAACUCGACCUGAUUAAAUGUGUGUUAAAAGAGGAGAAAAACGGAUCGUUAUCUGGAGAUGACGUUGAAAUUUCAGAAUCAUCGCAGGCAACCAGGAGCUCAACGAAAAUGUGGUGCAGGUUUCCCGCUCAUUUCGCCUGGCGGUGACCAAUCCUUUUCGCUCCGAUUCUCAGCAAAAAAUUGGGUGAUUAGUGAGUUUUCUGUGAACGUAGCACCUUCGAACUAUGUUAUUUUUAGCAAGACUGCCAGUCAACUGCUUCGGGAGAGUAUUCGGCAGGCUCAGCUCAGAAGUGAUAUUGUGUGCCAUCAGCUCGCCAAUUUCGAGCUGCAAACUCUUGAAACGCUGGGAAUGAACGCAUUGCUCGAGUACAAGUUGGACGGUAACCACCUUUGUUGUCUUUCGCUUAAUUUCUCUAAUUUCUUUCAGAAACUGAAGAAAACAGAGAGGAAGAUCCGCGUGUGCCGAGAACAACGCUGAAGCACAUCGACAAGUGAGUUCUUUCGGACCUCGAGACAUCUUGUCCUAGCACUAUUCAACACGAAAUUUUCAGAUACAAGAUUCAAAUGGCCGAAGUGCUGGACGCCGCGCUCUACCAGACGUCCCGCUGGCUCAGAUCGUCGCCAGCCUCUCUCAACUCAGAUUCCUGGACAUUUCGAGCGCGCUCCAGUAUUUUCCAAGGGUUCUACGGCGUGACAAACAUGGAGGAGGAGAUGACCUGCAAGGAGUUCCGCAAAGUCAUGAGAAUCGCGUUUGCCUUCAACAGAAAAGUCACCUUCUUAGCCGCGUCAGUUGAGACCUUUCACGGAAUAACCAGAAAGUAAUAGUUUCAGAAUGGAGCAGAUCGGCUCCGGCUACAAAAACAUCAACCUAGCGAUAGAAGACGAGUUCUCCACCAACCGCCACGGCAGAGCCUGCAUCUGCAUGCAUUCAAGAAAAGUUUCAGGCAAAAGCUAUUGUUUCGAGUUCUACAUUGUUUUUCUUCUCGAGUCACUCUUCCAUCAGAGUUUUUAUUGUUCUCAUUUAGAAUUCUGAGUUCUCGUCGUAAUCUUGCGAGGGGUGGUUCAAACAGCUGUGCGCAGAAUGUGUCAGCCGAUACAUAAGUGCGUCAGUAACCGGGACCCCCCGCCAAUUUCAAACCACAUUGAUCUUACUCAUUUUUUUGAUGUUUACACUAAAAUUCUGCCAUUUUUCUGAAAUUGCUUAUUCAGUUCACGGAACAAUUGGAAAGACCGAUGUGGCAAGGAUUCGUGCUCGCGUUCACCAUGUUCGGAUCGGCUGAUCUUUCGUCCAUCCUGCUCACCUCUCAAACGAUGCAGUAAUGGUCAAACCCAUUCCAAAUUGGAUUUGUUUUGUUCCUGCUCUUCCAGCAACUGGGAGUCUUAGUCUUCAGUGGAGUUGCCGUGAUGGUGCUUUUGUUUCCGAUCAACUUUGUGAUCACGAUGAUCAUUCGCAAGUGGCAGCUCUCGCAGAUGUACUACAAGGAUGAAAGGACAAAGAUGAUGAACUAGGUGCUCGAAGCAAUCAAGGACAUUAAACUGUACGCGUGGGAGCCGCCUAGGAGAAUGUCAUUAAGGAUUUGAGAGUGAAGGAACUGGGGCUGAUCAAGAAGGCCGCAUUCCUUCGCACUUUCUCGGACAUGCUCAACACCGCCUCGCCUUUCCUCGUCGCCCUUUCCACCUUCACGACCUCUAUCUGCAUCUAUCCGAUCAAUGUGCUGACACUGGAGAUUGUGUUUGCAUCUUUGACGCUCUUCAAUCAGUUGUGUUCGCAAAUGUCUCAAGUCGCGGAGUUUAUCACUCAAACCGUGCAAGUUGUGGUUUCCAACAGACGUCUGAAGGAGUUCCUCAAGUCUGAACAGCUCAAAGAGGACGCCAUUGAUCGCAAAGGCCGUGAUAGUGAGUCUAAUGACGGCUGCCGACAGACUGAUUAUUGUUUUUCUGCAGAUAACGACAUCAUUGCCGUUAACGACUCCACGCUGUCCUAG